Messenger RNA from Balaenoptera ricei (Rice's whale), 945 nucleotides. RefSeq names its product growth-regulated protein homolog alpha-like. Gene Ontology annotation, molecular function: CXCR chemokine receptor binding; chemokine activity. Gene Ontology annotation, biological process: antimicrobial humoral immune response mediated by antimicrobial peptide; cellular response to lipopolysaccharide; neutrophil chemotaxis. NCBI's taxonomy places the organism in Eukaryota, Metazoa, Chordata, Mammalia, Artiodactyla, Balaenopteridae. The coding region runs from base 64 to 378 and encodes 104 amino acids. The record is from RefSeq and is a predicted model, not a curated record. Gene Ontology annotation, cellular component: extracellular region. The transcript is spliced from 4 exons.
CCGCUCCGCCAGCCCUCCAGCCCGCCUUCCCGCCGCACGCAGUGACCCUCCGAGCUGAACCCCAUGGCCCGCGCCGCGACCCCCGCCACUGCCCGGCUCCUCCGCGCCGCGCUGCUGUUCCUGCUCCUGGUGGCCGCCGGCCGGCGCGCAGCAGGGGCGCCUGUGGUCACCGAACUGCGCUGCCGGUGCCUGCAGACCUUGCAGGGGAUUCACUUCAAGAACAUCCAGAGCGUGAAGGUGACGCCCCCGGGACCCCACUGCGGCCAAACGGAAGUCGUAGCCACUCUCAAGACUGGUCAGGAAGUUUGUCUCAACCCUGAAGCUCCCAUGGUUAAAAAAAUCAUCAAUAAGAUGCUAAACAAGGGCAGCACCAACUGACCUAGAGAGAAGUAAGAAGCUCAUACGGCAUUUCCUGAAGAGUGGUCUCUGCUCUUGUAGGAACUGAAAAUGAAGAAGAGAACAGCUGACUUCUGGGGACACCUAGAAAGGACUUGAUGUGCUGGACUAUUUAUUAUGAGUUCUAUUUAUUUAUACAUGUAUUUAUUUAUUUUUCAUAGCUCAUAUUUUAAUAUUUUACAUGUUAGUAUUUAAAGAUGUCAAUGUGUUUCAUCAAACUUAACUCAGUCCUGAUAGUUAUUUAAUAUGAGGAUGAUGGGUUCUAAAUGUCUCAUUAAACUGAUAUUUAUUGGGAGACCAUAAAGUGCCAGGCACUGUGAUAGAGGUGGAGGGCGUGGGUGGGAGAGGGGAUCCGUGCAAUUGGACAGUGAGAUCACUGUUAGAAUCAGGGAAAGUGUGUGCACAUCUAUGUUUGUACUUGUUUAAAACAAUGUCAGUUAUUAUUUAUUGAAAUUAUUUCACUUUAUGUGGUCAACAUUUUUAUGUUGAAGCUUCUCUUGGACAUUUUAUGUCUUGCUUGUAGGGCAUAAUGCCUUGUUUAAUGUUCAU